This is a messenger RNA of Triticum urartu, 509 nucleotides long. Its product is annotated as protein WIR1A. The record is from RefSeq and is a predicted model, not a curated record. Lineage: Eukaryota; Viridiplantae; Streptophyta; Magnoliopsida; Poales; Poaceae.
GACACACGCAACGCAAACUCACACGAGCUAGCAAACCAGCCCACACGAGCUCCAUCGGAUGGGGUCCUUCGCCAGAGCUGCGCGCUUCCUGGUGCUCCUCCAGAUCGUCCUGUUCGUCAUCUCCGCCGUGCUCAUGAGCGGCCCCGUCUGCCAUGGAGCCCGCCCAGGGAUCGGUGGUAGAGCUCUCGACCCUAACCGUCCGACGGUUACAGUGCCGCCUGGUGACCCCUACACCGGUCGUCGGUGCAGCAGCUUGUACAGGUGCCCACCAAGUGUUCAGCCCUGAUACCCGCAGAAACACCUCUCCCGAACAAUGGAAGGUGUUGACGAUUGCACCGCCUGGAUGCAUGCCUCCAUCUAGUUAGCAAUACAAGCUAUUGCCACGACCUUAUGUUGAACCCAUAGUAAUAUCGUCUCGUGUGCUUAAAUGUUUACUAGUCCGAAUAAAACUGGAUGUCUGUUGUUUGGUUCAGAAAUAAUAAAGAUGGACGGUGUUUCUAACGAAUAAA